This is a messenger RNA of Trametes versicolor FP-101664 SS1, 1614 nucleotides long. Its product is annotated as FAD dependent oxidoreductase. The coding region runs from base 1 to 1596 and encodes 531 amino acids. Gene Ontology annotation, molecular function: oxidoreductase activity. The transcript has 5 exons. NCBI's taxonomy places the organism in Eukaryota, Fungi, Basidiomycota, Agaricomycetes, Polyporales, Polyporaceae. Gene Ontology annotation, cellular component: cytoplasm. The record is from RefSeq and is a predicted model, not a curated record.
AUGGGUUCCGCCUUCAGCAAAGCGCGACUGGUCCUCCAGGCGCUCUCGCAGCUCAGCAAGACAUAUGACAUACUUAAUGGACGUCUCCAGGCCUCUCCAGGCUUGCCUGUUCCGGAUCCUACCCUCCCCCUCUGGACGGUGCCCCCUAAACCAGUGCCCACAGAGCCGGCAUGGCUGCCAACCUAUGCGGACGUUGUUAUCAUUGGUUCAGGUAUCACCGGCACCUCCGUGGCGUACAAUGUUCUCGCACGCGAGAGGUUCGUGAGAAUCGUCAUGCUCGAGGCUCGCGAAGUCUGCUCGGGGGCAACUGGCAGGAAUGGCGGACACGUAAACCCGCCUCUCUAUCACGACUACAGCGAGCUUGAGGAAACGUACGGCGCGCACGCCGCUAAGAUCAUGAUCGCCUUCCGCCGCGCACAUCUGGCCGAAGUGCAGCGUAUCGCUGCGGCGGAGGGCAUCCAGGAGCAGUCGCAGUGCCGCGAGACGGUGCACCUCGAUGUGUUCACGUGCCCGAAGGCGUUUGCUGAAGCGAAGGAAAACCUCGCGAAAUGGCGCGCAGUCAUGCCUGUCGAGUCCGCUAGUUUUGUGUGCCAUGAGCGCGAGGAAGCAAUAGAGAAAUUUCACCUCGCGGACGAGGUUCUCGGCUGCAUCUCCAAUGCAGGUGGCGCAAUGCACCCAUACCGCUUCGUGACCUCACUGUUAUCCAUCCUCAACAGCCGCCACUUCGGCACCUUUCAAGUCUGUACGCACACCCCCGAUUGUCUCCCAGUGGGUCAGAUGCUCUCCGGGGACCUCUACGCAGUCACGACACCUCGCGGCACUCUGCACGCGCGACACGUCGUGCACGCAACGAACGGCUGGGUCUCACACCUGCUCCCCGCACUACGCACCAAGAUCUCGCCCGCGCGCGGCGCGAUGUCCGCCCAGCGCCCGGGACGCGCGCUCUCCGCCUCGACGCUCGACGGCGCGCGCUCGUUCGUCUUCUACCGCGGCACGGCGGGGUACGACUACCUCACGCAGCUGCCCGCGGGCGAGCGCGAGCUCAUGUUUGGGGGCGGGUGGGCGCAGGCGUGCGACGACGGGCUGCCGGAGAUCGGGAUCGCGGACGACCGGAGCGUGAAUCACGCGAGCCAGAGCUACCUUGCGGGCGCGCUGCCGCAGUACUUUGGCGCGCGGAAUUGGGGCGGGGAGGCGGAGGUGCUGGAUCGGGGCGAGGGCGGGGUGCAGUGGGGAGGGGGGAGGACGAAGGCGCAGUGGAGUGGGAUUUUGGGGAUCUCGGCGGACUUGCUGCCUUGGGUUGGCCGGGUACCGGAAACGCUCGCUCAGCGUACGGCGACGACUCUUGUCAUGGGUCCUACCGACGAUAAGGAGAAGGGUGAGCGGGUGCUGCCGCACCUCGCUGAGUCGGGUGAGUGGAUCGCGGCGGGAUACUCGGGCGAGGGGAUGGUGCAUGCGUGGAUGAGCGGGAAGGCGCUCGCGCAUAUGAUUCUGGACAAGGAUGACGAGAUUCGUGAGUGGUUCCCUGACAUCUUGCGCGUGACCGAGAAGCGGUGGAAGGAGGCGAAUGUGGAGCACCUCAUCGAGCGGUUCAUGUAGAGGUGGGAGUGCGCUUGC